Camellia sinensis is the source of this 2123-nucleotide messenger RNA. Lineage: Eukaryota; Viridiplantae; Streptophyta; Magnoliopsida; Ericales; Theaceae. The record is from RefSeq and is a predicted model, not a curated record.
GGGUAUUGAAACUUGAAAACCGUUUAAAUUAAACCCUAACGCCGAUAUUCCAGUUGGCUAAAUCAGUUGCAGAAACCCUAAGGGAGGGAUUGAAUCGGAGCACAAACAACAAUGGGGAAGAAACAGAGGAAGAAGAUAGUACUGCCGCCGGAGCUUCCGCCGGAGGUUUCUGAGGACGAAAUUGAAGUCUCCGAUGAGGACUUGCAGUUCGUCAACGAGAAUCGUGACUACGCUGGCUUCGUCUCCAAUUUGGAUACUAAAUCAAUCACGAGGCAUGUUUCUCGUGUUGCUGAUGUAAAAGAAGAUGCUUUGGAGUUUCUAUAUGAGAAGAGAUUAAGAAAGAAGUCAUUAGAGAAAGAAAGUGAGCAAAAAGGGCUUGAAGUUGAUCGUGUAGAUGCCCUUCCAGUGAAGACCUUAGAUGGAAAACUUGUCUACAGGACAGUGCCAAAGAUAUCACAACAUUCUGAAAAUGUAACCGGUGGGGACCAGGACAUUGGCGAUAAUGAGGCUGAUGGUGUAGAUAAAAGUUUAGUGAAGUUGACAAAACCGGAAAAGCGGGCAAAGCUUAAAAGAAUGAAAAAAGAGGCAAAGAAGCAAGCCAAGGAGGUGGAAAAUGUAGAGGAAGUGCAACAAACCCCUCAAGCUGUAGUGCUGGCUGAGGUGGAAAAAGAGCUCACAGCUUUAGAAGCGAAUGAAAGAAAGAAGUAUAAACUGGCAGAACUUGGAACUGCACUGCUUACAGAUCCAGAAUCGAACAUCAAAUCUCUUAAAGAAAUGCUGCAAAUCUCUAAAGAUGGAGAUCAUGCUAUAACAGUCCUUGGGCUAAAGUCUUUAUUGGCUGUUUUCAAAGACAUUAUACCUGGCUAUCGAAUUAGGCUGCCCACUGAGAAGGAGCAGGAAAUGGUUGUUUCAAAGGUUGUUAAGAAAAUGCGGUACUAUGAAUCCACCCUCCUAUCUACAUACAAGGGAUACUUGCAGAGGUUGAUAGCCUUAGAACAGCAGGCCUCAUUUCAGCGUGUGGCUAUUCGUUGUAUCUGUACUUUGCUAGAUUCAGUUCCCCACUUCAACUAUCGUGAGAGCUUGUUAGCUGCUGUUAUUAAGAACAUAAGUUCUACGGAUGAUGUUCUAAAUAAGAGGAUUCCACUUCAAAGGCGUGAUAGUGGAUGGAAACUCUGUUGUGCCACUGUAAAGUCUCUUUUUAUAAAUGAGGGAAAGCAUGGUGGUGAGGCUAUUGUGGAGGCAGUUCAAUUGAUUGCAGAGCAUGUGAAAGUUUAUGAUUGCCAAUUACAUCCUGAUUCCAUUGAGGUUUUCAUGUCUUUGUCGUUUGAUGAGGAUAUUGGGAGGACUGAAAUGUCAAAGGCAGAUAAUAAAUUCAAAAACAAGAAAAAUAAAAAGAGAAAGAAUUCUGAGGAGCCUAGUCAAGAGAAUGACAAAAAGAAAAGUCGGAAAGAGUUGAUGUCAAAGACAAGAGAUGAGGUAUUGACCCCUGAGACAGUAUUGAUUUCUUAUUUUUGGGUGAAUGGUAUUGGUUUCUUGAUGUCGCUUACUCUCCAUUUCUUGGGAGAAUGGAGAAAUACUCUCUAUUCUUUCCUUCUGUGGCAUAAAGGAUAAACAAAAUAUUUUAUUCAAGUGGCACCAAGGGGGUGCAACCUGUAUACAAAAGAAAACUAUCCCAACAUACAUCAAAACCUAUUCAAAGGCCAGAAAUUGGUUAGUCACCCCCAAAACCAAAUAUAUAUAAUAUAAAAAAAGGUCUACCCUUCAAUUUAAUGAAAGGCUCUCUUCUUUACCAUUGAAAAUUAUUUACUUUUCCCCCCAAAUCAAUUACGUCAAAGCCAUGGGGACUAAACACCAAGCCUUCCUCUUCCUUCUAUGCACUCUAACUACUCUCUAAGAACAAAACAAUGCCCCUAUUGGCCUAGGAACACCCAUGGCACACCGACCUCACAGUUCCUAAGGAGGUAGCUUACCGGUUCCCUGUCUUUCUUGCAUGUGGUACCAGUUAACAUGCAAUUGUUUCCUUUUAAUCAAAUUAUCAAUUGAGGAUUGUUAAAAUUGAUGUAUUAUUGAUUGAUGUUAUUGAUAUAUUACAAUGAUUCCUAUAUAUAGAAGAGAGGAUGUGG